Emys orbicularis (European pond turtle) is the source of this 687-nucleotide messenger RNA. RefSeq lists its product as uncharacterized. The transcript is spliced from 2 exons. Lineage: Eukaryota; Metazoa; Chordata; Testudines; Emydidae. Bases 1 to 687 code for a protein of 228 amino acids. The record is from RefSeq and is a predicted model, not a curated record.
AUGCAAAAUACCAGCCGUGCGGACUUUCCAUGGACCCCCGUCAUUUCCCCAGACGAGAGCCCGCUCCCCGCGCCCGGCGCCAUUUCCCCAGACGAGAGCCCGCUCCCUGCGCCCAGGGCCAUUUCCCCAGACGAGAGCCUGCUCCCCGCUCCCGGCGCCAUUUCCCCGGACGAGAGCCCUCUCCCUGCGCCCAGGGCCAUUUCCCCAGACGAGAGCCCGCUCCCCGCUCCCGGCGCCAUUUCCCCGGACGAGAGCCCGCUCCCUGCGCCCAGGGCCAUUUCCCCAGACGAGAGCCUGCUCCCCACGCCCGGGGCCAUUUCCCCAGACGAGAGCCCGCUCCCCGCGCCCGGGGCCAUUUCCCCAGACGAGAGCCCGCUCCCUGCGCCCGGGGCCAUUUCCCCAGAUGAGAGCCUGCUCCCCGCGCCCGGCGCCAUUUCCCCAGACGAGAGCCUGCACGAGAGCCUGCUCCCCGCUCCCGGCGCCAUUUCCCCGGACGAGAGCCCGCUCCCCGCGCCCGGGGCCAUUUCCCCAGAUGAGAGCCCGCUCCCCGCUCCCGGCGCCAUUUCCCCGGACGAGAGCCCGCUCCCCGCGCCCGGCUGGAUCCAGGGGCCUCUGCUGCUCUUGGACAGAGUUGGGAGGAUCCCCGAGUUAAUGACUGCAUUGGUGUUAACUGGCCUUCUCUGCUGA